Mytilus californianus (California mussel) is the source of this 2265-nucleotide messenger RNA. RefSeq names its product sodium- and chloride-dependent GABA transporter 1-like. The transcript is spliced from 13 exons. The record is from RefSeq and is a predicted model, not a curated record. Gene Ontology annotation, biological process: sodium ion transmembrane transport. NCBI's taxonomy places the organism in Eukaryota, Metazoa, Mollusca, Bivalvia, Mytilida, Mytilidae. The coding region runs from base 324 to 2135 and encodes 603 amino acids. Gene Ontology annotation, cellular component: membrane.
AAGAAUUCAGUUGAUUAGAUAUAAAUAUGUACUAAUUUGAGCCCGUGAUCUCAGCUGUCUUAUAUUCAUUAGGAAUUCUUUUUGUAUAGAAAUAUUUUUUCAAGAAGAAGGUGCUAUUAACUGCAGGAUACACAGUGUCGUUCAUAAUAAUAUCAUCUUUUAAUACUUGACUUUCAUACAAUAAUAUACAAAGGGAAAAUGUCAAGAAAAUGUAGGAUAUAAUUAUUUUCAAACGGUUAACAACCUCCAGUAUCUUACCUCUUAACAAUAUCUUAUAUUAAAGUGCAUCAAUACACAUCGGUUAGUUUUACAUUGAUACUGAAAUGGAGACUGAAAAAUACAAAUUUGAAACAACGUCUGACACGAACGAAGACGUAAUGAAGGAUGUGCGGGUGCAAUGGUCAAACAAAGCAGAAUUUGCUUUAUCAUGUAUUGGAUUUUGUAUUGGAUUAGGAAAUGUUUGGAGGUUUCCAUAUCUAUGCUAUAAAAAUGGAGGUGGGGCAUUUCUGAUACCAUACUUUCUCACAGCACUUUUUGCAGGGCUGCCAAUGUAUUUUAUGGAGCUGGCAUUGGGACAAUGGUUAAGUAUUGGCGGACUAAGCGUUUGGAAAAUAACCCCAAUUUUCAAAGGGGUUGGUUAUGCUUCAGCAGUGAUGGCCGCCUGGUUGAAUUGUUAUUAUAUUGUCAUUUUGGCCUGGGCAGUAUACUACCUCUUCAGGUCUUUUACUUCCAUCCUACCUUGGUCUACAUGCGAUAAUGAGUGGAACACUGCAAAUUGUAUAGCAAAGUACCAGAAACUUGCUAACUGUACGAACGGAACAUCUUGGACAGUAGGGGUGAAUAUGUCUUCAAAUAUGUCCGAAUGUUCAACAAAUGGGAUAAAUUCGACAUCACCUGUGAGAGAAUUCUGGGAACGCCACGUACUACAGAUUAGUUCAGGUGUGGAUGAGCCUGGUGAUAUCAGAUGGCAACUUGCUUUAUGCUUGCUACUAAUUUGGGUUUUGUGCUAUUUCUGUAUAUGGAAAGGAGUAAAAUGGACAGGAAAGGUAGUAUAUUUCACGGCAACAUUUCCAUACAUACUACUGAUAGUACUACUGAUAAGAGGGGUCACAUUACCAGGGGCAAGUGAAGGCAUCAAGUUUUAUGUAUUACCUGAUAUCAACAAACUAAAAGAUUCCAAGGUAUGGAUAGAUGCUGCAACACAGAUAUUCUUCUCUUAUGGACUUGGUCUAGGUUCCCUGAUAGCCCUUGGUAGCUACAAUAAGUACAAUAAUAAUGUCUACAAAGAUGCUUGUUUGAUAUCAAUGUUGAACAGUUUUACCAGUAUGUUUUCUGGAUUUGUAAUUUUCUCUGUUGUUGGGUUUAUGGCACAUGAACAAAAUAAACCAGUGUCCGAAGUAGCUGCGUCAGGUCCUGGUCUAGCAUUUCUAGCUUAUCCGAGUGCUGUUAUCCAGCUUCCGUUAUCACCACUAUGGUCUUUUCUAUUUUUUCUGAUGAUAAUAAUGCUGGGAAUGGAUAGUCAGUUUUGUACAAUGGAAGGAUUUUUUACAGCUAUUAUUGACGAAUUUCCACAUCAUUUUCGCAAGCGACGAGAAUUAUUUAUAGGAGCUGUAUGUUUUAUUUCUUACCUCGUUGGACUCUCAAUGAUAUCAGAGGGCGGGAUGUAUGUAUUUCAACUGUUUGACUACUAUUCAGCUAGUGGAUUAUGUCUACUAACAUUGAUAUUCUUUGAAUGUAUUGCUGUAGGAUGGGGCUACGGGGUGGACAGGUUUUAUGAAAACCUAAAGAGUAUGUUUGGUUACUAUCCAAGUGUAUUUUUCAAGUUUUCAUGGGUUGUAUCAACACCUGCUCUCAGUUUGGGAAUUUUAAUCUUUUCGUUGGUGAAAUUUGAACCUGUAAAAUAUCUAGAGUAUUCCUAUCCGUCAUGGGCUCAUGUUAUAGGAGGCUUUAUGGCUCUGUCAUCUGUCUCUAUAAUUCCAAUAUAUAUGGUGUUUAAGUUUGUUACUACUCCAGGAACAUUUAGACAGCGUGCAAAGAAAUUGUUUAGACCUGAUAUAGAGCUACCUGGUGAACUAGGACCACCUCCAUCUUACACUGCUGUUACAACUAUAAUAGAACAGAAUCAUAUUCUUUAACAAGACAAAAAUCUAUCAAAUAUUUUUCAAUUCCACUUAUAUGUUAUGCCUAGUUUAUGUAGCUAUUAAUGACAUUUGUACAAAUCUUUUAUAACUCAAUAACUUUACCGUAUUAAAAUGUUUGAGCUGU